GCUCAAGGUCUUGGGUGCCGAGGCUUCCUGCUAGUGCGGGUUGCCGCUCCCUUGGCCCGGGGGCGAGAUAGUCACACCCCAGGGCCAUCGGCCCCGCUCGGCUGCCGCGCGGCGCCGCUGUGGGCGGGCGGCGACUGCGGCCGGCCCUGCAGGAUGACCGCCAUUCCAGUGAGCAGCGCUGCGGCGCUUGGCGCGGCUGGCACGGCUGGCGCUGCUGGUUUGGGCAUAUUCGGCUAUAACCGGGAGAACUACAUGUACGACGCCGAGUUCCGGUACGAGCGGUUUUCCGCAGGUCGGGAGUUCGCCAUCGAGCAGAUGGACAUGUACCGCGAGGAUUUGCGCAAGUUGUCGGAGCUCACUGCCAAGAAGUGCGGGCUAUACGGCAUCUUCGCCUCGCUUGGGAUGGCGCUGUGCGUCGCCCUCUACUGCGCGGGGCGCCUGGGCCUCCACGGCCCCUCGCCGCCCACGCACGUCAUGGGCCUCUGGCUGACGAACAACGCCGCCGCCUUCGCGUACUACGUCGUGUGCAUAUGGUUGUCAACUCACGCCUGCUACAGGGCGAACUCGGCAACCACACAGCUGCUGACGCGCCAGGCGAGGCUUCCCGUCCCGUCCCUCCGCCAGCUCGACAAGGCCCGUAAGUUCGCCUCCGAGUUCGAGCAGCAGGAUUGGGCCGACAUCUUCCGCAUUCCAUACCUCAACAACCCUGGCGUUGCUUUCAGGGAGGAGCCCGUCUCGGAGCGAGCGUCUUCGGCACCGCCGCAGAGGAACAGGAAUAAGGAGUCGUCCUGGAUACGUGAGGAAUUUGACACCGACAGAGCUGGCUCGGUGACAGGCCCUGGCGCCAAAGCAUCCCCUGCUUUCGGUGCCCCUGCCCCGGAGCAUUUUCAGUUGUACACGAACGUGCAGAAGCACUGGGUCCAGUAUGAGGUCUAUGCCCGAGUGUCUCUGCUGUACGGGUACUUAUCCUUCGUGCACUCGCUCUGCUAUUAUGGAUUGGGACACAUCAAUGUCGAGCUGCGGGCCUGGUGGGUGGCCUACGCCUGUGCGUUUGUCAUCGGGACGCUGCUCGUGCUGCUCCUCAAGUUCGACAUUGUACCGAAUGAGGCAGACAAGCGCGACUGGUACUCUGUCACAUUGUGGAUGGGGCCAGCUGCAGUCCUUCCUGCAGCCAUUGCCAUGUCCCUCGAUUUUCGGGUGGAGUUCAGCGAGGUUGCCAUCGGAUUCACUUGGUUCUUCAUCUUCGCCUCCUACAUCAUGCAGCUCAUUUACACUAUGCGCCUACUCUGGAUUCUGCAGCCAGAAAGGAUAGACCCUGGGCCGGACAAUGACCCAGGAAGUUCGUGGCUGCCGAUGGGUUGGGAGGGGUGGGAGCUUCCGACAAGGUUCCAGCACGUGCUCUACAUGGUCGCUCCACCUCAAAGCCUCAGGCCUUGGCUAAACGAUAUCGUACGGGAGAUCAAGGAGGGGCACGUGGAUCCGGUGUUCAGCCACAAGGGCAAGAUGACCAAGGAGGAUGUGGAGAUCCAAGUCCAGUACCUGGACAGCGCCUUCAAGUGGGUUCAAGAUCCCGUCAAUUUUGAUAAGCUGUCUGCCGACAGCAAGGCACAGGUGACAUCACAGUACAGCAUAUUUGAGAGCAAGCGCAAAGAGUGGGAGAGCGCGAAGUCGAGAGAGUACGAAGCACUUGGCCAGACGAUCAAGGACUGCGUCAGCGAGCUCGAGGGGAUGAGGAGCAAGGAGCCGAGCCUCGCUGUAGGGCCUGCCAGCACAGCGGACUUUCUGGACGUGGACGCCUCGGAUGCGGAGGCAAACGGACACGACGUACAGCGAAAGGCCCCGCCGCUCUUCGCGCAGACAAAGCAUAUCAGCCCCCCUCUGACGGUGAUGUCGCUCACGGCCGUGCUCCUGUUCUCCUGGUUCUUCCUCAUCAUCUGCAACAUCGUGGACUGCGCGAUUGGAGAGCAGGCGACCGUCACGAAUCCACACUGGUCGCGACCACCAAUGACGCGGAUGUCCUACGUUCCACACGAUCUUGGAACGCCGAUCGGCUUCCCCUGGCCCGCAUCCGCGAGGCCCUACUACCCUGAGCAGAUGCGCUGGCACGAGGACACAAGACCGAGCAGCUCCACACCAUUCGAUCUUUCCGCGGGGGGCCCCAGAGGAGAAGCGCAUCCCUGGCAUGGACACAAUUUUCCACGCGAGCGGGUUCCCGGAGAUGCAUCGCCGCCUCCACGAGACCUCUGCCCAGCACGCCCACAGCGACGUCACGUUGCGUGCACAGGGCCUCAAGGAGGCGGUCCGAGGCCUGAGGGAGCUGCUGCCGGCCCAGGGCGGCGAGGGCGGACGCGUUGCCCUCCCGGCGGUGGAGGCGAUCUCGUGGCCGGGCUUCUUCGAGCCUCGGCUGCUGGCGUGUGGCCCUCCUGGGCGGGACGGCGGCGGCGUGGUGGCCGCCCUCACGGCGCGCGGCUUCGGGGCCGCCGCUCGCCUCGGCGCGCAGACGGGGCCCGUGGCGGCCGAGCCCUUCCGGCUGUCGGGCCUGUCGCACCUGCCGCCGCUCGUGGGGGCUUCCUGGGGGCCCGACGGCCUCACGGUCGUCUCCAGCGCGGGCGACCUCGCCGCGUGCCCCGGGCCGCGCCCAGCGCCGGGCGGGACCUGGGCGUGCGGGCCCGCGGCGCGGGCGCCCGCCAGGCUGCCGGUGGAGGAGGGCGCCCGGCUCUUCGCCGCCGCCGCGGCCGUGCUGAGCGGCCCGGACGGCGAGCCGCGCCUGCACGCGGCGCUCCUCCACGAGAGCGCUCCUGACUUGGUCGCGCUCUUCCACCUGGAUGACGGGUCCUGGCUGCCCGUCGGUGAGGUAGCCGUCCCGGCUUUCGGGCCAGACACAGCAGCGGGCCAAGGCAAGAUCUCGCUCGCACUCUCUCUUGGCGGCGACCUUACGGUGGCGACGGACACUGGUGCGGUCGUGCGGUGGCGCCUGCGCGACGGGGCCAUCGUCGAAUCGACCAUUCCCAAGAUGAAGCCGCAGCCCACAUGGCAAGGAACUUGCAGCGUCCAGCAUGGUUUUAUUGACCGCGUCGCCCACCUCCAUCUGCGCCAGGCUGCGCAUGCUCACAAACCUGAGAUCGUUCUCACUGAUCCCCUUCGCGGCGGCUCGCAGGGUGGCGACGAACUCUUGUACCCCUAGUCGUGGUGACUCCAGCUGGCGCGAGUGCUUUACAGCCAGGAGCAAAUACGUGAUAUGUUCGUUUCCGGCGUCCGAGAUACAACCGGCGCUUCUGGAGAUCUCGUAUGCCGUCUCGUUGCUUCAAGUCUUGCCAUCCAGUUUUGCCCCUGGCUGUAGUGCCUUCCAGGUGCCAUUUGCACAGCGAGAUUGAUGGAGUGGUCCAGCAGCAUUUUUUCGCCGCCCGGUAGCCCACCUGGGCAAGAGCAGGACGCCAGGAUCGACUGCACGUAAGAGUGACCCGUCGCUGGAGUGACCUUUGGUGCGGGCGCAUCGGGCCCGCCUCCGAUCGUGGAGCGCGAUGCGAUAGCAGCAGCCUGCGCGCUCGGGUUUGCCCCCCUCGAGCCCCCCAGACGUUACCCAGGGUCACUCUUGCGUCUAGCCGACAGGAUAGGGUUAGGGACAGGAGAGGAGGGUGCAGAGGCGCGCGAGUCGACAAUCGGACAAUGGACGCGAUCGACUCUCCAGGGCGCGGAUGGGCAGGGGCUCGACCGUCCCUGAAGACUUGCUCCUAGCCACGGCUUGCCAUGGCGCGGACAAAAUGAGUGAGGAGGAGAGCUCUUGGAGUCGCUGUGGCGAUGAGCCCUGGGGAAGCCACUGUCAAAUUGGGGGCGCAUGCGGGAAAGCCUGGCGGUUGCAAUGAUAGAUGGAAUUUGCGUGCGGCUGUCGUACCAGGAAUACCGCUCUCGUCUCCUCCUCGUCCUCGUUUCGGCGUUGCAAUUGUCUUAGUUAGACGCUUGACAGGUUGUUUGUAUUUUUUUGCUUGUCCAAAAAAUGGCUGCUUGUCGGGUCCGAUGGCGCCAACUCGUGAACAGGGCCCAGGGAGAGAUCCCCUGACCACCGAGGGAGGUUCUGCAUCGCAGGGCUCUGGGCACUUUCGACCACAAGUUUUUACUCGAUGGAGGAGCGGCAAGGCGUUGGCAGCGAGGAAAGAUUCUGGGAUGGGCUCUGCAUCAGCAUUCGAAUGCCGUGCAACCACCUUGCGCAUGUGGCCCCUCAAGAGCCACUUCCAACAUCAGAAGAUCGAGCCUACAGCGCCCGAUUCUGGAAGCAAAGGCCACCCUGACGCCAGCGCUGUGAAACGAGAGUAGAGAAGCCUUGCCAAUGCAUUUCCAACCG
Messenger RNA from Prorocentrum cordatum, 4339 nucleotides. Lineage: Eukaryota; Dinophyceae; Prorocentrales; Prorocentraceae. The record is from the annotation of a GenBank genome assembly.